This is a messenger RNA of Siniperca chuatsi (mandarin fish), 3065 nucleotides long. RefSeq names its product arachidonate 12-lipoxygenase (gene alox12). The record is from RefSeq and is a predicted model, not a curated record. Gene Ontology annotation, biological process: lipid oxidation; linoleic acid metabolic process. The coding region runs from base 286 to 2298 and encodes 670 amino acids. Gene Ontology annotation, molecular function: arachidonate 15-lipoxygenase activity; arachidonate 12(S)-lipoxygenase activity; protein binding. Lineage: Eukaryota; Metazoa; Chordata; Actinopteri; Centrarchiformes; Sinipercidae. The transcript is spliced from 15 exons.
AAAGGACUGAUUGAUGGGGAUUGUGACAGACUUUAUCUCUCACAAGUAGAGCUGUGAAGUAAGAGUGAGGGGAGUCAGCGUGUUAAAGAAACUGCCAUGCUGACCAAGUAAUUGUUGAACGUACAAAUCUGUGAGGACUUUUAAAAGAGAGAAAGAGAAAAGAAAUAGGACACGGGAGGAGAGGAAAAAAAGAGGGUGUCAUAAUACAAACAGAGCCAAAGGAAAUCUACAGGAAAAGAAGAGGAGGAAACUGAUAAUCAGUUGUGAACACAUUUCUGGACUAAGAUGGAAGUCUACAAUGUAACAGUAGCAACUGGUACAUCAGAGUAUUCAGGCACCAACAACUACAUCUUUGUGACCCUAGUGGGAGAGAAAGGGGAGAGUGAACGGACACUGCUGGACAACCCUGGACUGGACUUCUGUCGAGGAGCAGUGGAUCAGUACAAGGUGACCAGCCCUUCACCUUUAGGCUCUCUGCUACUGGUCAGAGUGGAGAAACAGAGGUACUGGGUGGAAGAUAACUGGUUCUGUCGCUACGUCACAGUGGAGCCUCCAGGUGGAGAAAAAGUGCUGACUUUCCCUUGUUACCGUUGGCUUAUAGGAGACUCAAAGGUGGAGAUAAGAGAGGGCACAGCGAAGACAGCGAGGGAUGACUCCUUACCUCAGCUGCUGGCACACAGGAAGACAGAGCUGCAGGAGAGACAGGCAACUUACAGAUGGGUGACGUGGGCUCCAGGCAUUCCCAGAUGUAUCGACGCUAAAACAGAGGCAGAUUUACCUCAAGACGUCCGCUUUGACAAUGAGAAGAGGAGCGACUUUGAACAUUCCUUACACUAUGCCUUGCUGGAGUUGUCUCUGAAGAAGCUGGCCAUCAGGUUUGGGAAGUCCUGGAAUGACCUGGAUGAUUUCAAACGGAUCUUCUGGAAGCUGCGAAGCCCCAUUGCUGAGUACUGUAUGGAGCAUUGGAAGGAGGAAUGGUUCUUUGGCUACCAGUGUAUGAAUGGCUGUAACCCAAGGAUGAUCCGGAGGUGCAAGAAGCUGCCAGAGAACUUCCCUGUCACACCAGAUAUGGUGCAGAGCUCCAUGGUUCCCAGGACCAACCUGGACAAAGAACUAAAGGCAGGGAAUAUCUACUUGUUGGACUAUGCCAUCAUGGAUGGGAUUCCCACCAACACAAUCAGGGGUAAACCUCAAUACGUCGCUGCGCCACUCUGUCUCCUGUACCAACACCCAGAUGAAGGACUCAUACCUAUUGCUAUACAGCUAGAACAGACUCCAGGCCUUGACACGCCCAUAUUCCUGCCCAAAGACCCACCCCUGGCCUGGCUAUUGGCUAAGAUGUGGGUGCGUACCUCUGAGUUCCAGGUAUUCCAGCUGCUGUCUCACCUGCUCAGGACUCACCUGGUGAUAGAGGUGUUUUGUGUGGCUACUCUGAGACAGCUACCUGCUGUACACCCUAUAUAUAAGCUCCUGGCCCCUCAUCUGCGCUACACUCUAGAGAUCAACUGUAGGGGGCGCACUCAGCUCAUCUCUGCCAAUGGCAUCUUCAAGCGGGUUGUGUCUACAGGUGGUGAAGGCCUGUUGAUUUUGGCUCAGAGGGAAUACAAGGUGCUGACUUAUCGCUCCCUCCAGCCCUGCAACGACUUCACUGACAGAGGAGUUUCCCAGCUUCCAAACUAUUUCUACAGAGAACACAGUCUGAUGCUGUGGGAGGCCAUACACAGUUUUGUCUCAGGUAUGGUAAGCCUGUACUACCAGUCAGACCAUGAUGUGCAGGAGGACCUGGAGCUCCAAGCCUGGAUCAGAGAUGUAUCACAAGAAGGCUUCACCGAGCUCCCCAACUUUGGUCUGCCCAGUAAGCUCAGCACCCGAGAUGAACUCUCCACCCUGCUGUCAGUGGCCAUCUUCAUCAGUACAGCCCAGCAUGCUGCUACUAACAACGGACAGUUUGACUGGUGUGCCUGGGUCCCCAACACCCCCUGCACCAUGAGACAACCCCCACCAACAAACAAGGAUGCUGUUACCAUGGAGAUGAUCAUGGCCACCCUUCCUGAUGUCAGUCAGUCCUGUGUGCAGAUGGCUAUCACAUGGCAUCUGGGGAGAGCACAAUCAGAUGCAAUUCCUUUGGGCCAAUACCCAGAAGAGCACUUCACUGAGGGGCGGGCCCAGGAGCUGAUUGACAGGUUCAGAACAGAGCUGAAAGAGAUUGAGGGCCACAUCCUGAGUCAGAAUAAAGGACUGGAGCUUCAGUACCUUUUCCUCCUGCCUAGCCGCAUAGAAAACAGCAUCACUAUAUAGAAAGAAAGAGAGACUACUCCAUGCAGGAUUCUCUCUGUAUGGUAUGUGGUAGUAUGGUGCAUACCUAACACCUCUGAGAUUUGUUUUCACUUUGACAUAAUACACAAGAAAAUCUAAGUAUAGGAAAACAGUUUUUUAUUUGUAUGAAAAAUGUUCUGCAAGACAUGCAUUAGACAAUUUAUGAUUUGUAUGACAUGUUUUUAUAGAACAGGCAAUGUGUCUGUGUUGAGUAAAGGAGUGUAAAUCGAAUUUCCACCAGAAGCAGUUUGGUUGUGUCACAGCCACAUCAACACCAUGGCCAGUGUCCACUGAAUAUGGUUGGAAAAAGUGUAUGUGCAUUGGAACCAAUAUGUUUAAAGUUUAUUUAAUGCUUUCAAUGUUAGCCAAGCAUUAGAUGUCUAUCACAGCAUUUUUUACCAAAUUGCAAGCAUAAUUGAAGUAUGAAAUAUACCUUUGAGUGAAAUGCUGUAGACAUAGAAUUGCUUCAGUCUCUGAAAACAUGAUAACAGGUGGUCAACUGGGAAGGAGUCAAAAGUCAUCGACCAGGAGUCAUUGGACAGCCGGAGAAAGAUCAAGGAGGACAUUCACACCUAACACUGGAAACCAUCUUUGAACAGAGACAGUGGUUAUCUCCCUCCAUAUGCAACCACCGGUUAUCAUUUGACUGAAGGCGCAUUAUAACUGAGCAACCUCCAUCAACUGGUGAAGACCGUGAGAUGUGGCUGAAAGCUAGUACAUAUGUUGAGUAAACUUGGACUGGUUCUUUU